Messenger RNA from Coprinopsis cinerea okayama7#130, 2091 nucleotides. RefSeq lists its product as hypothetical. The coding region runs from base 1 to 2091 and encodes 696 amino acids. NCBI's taxonomy places the organism in Eukaryota, Fungi, Basidiomycota, Agaricomycetes, Agaricales, Psathyrellaceae. The transcript is spliced from 5 exons. The record is from RefSeq and is a predicted model, not a curated record.
AUGACUACUCCCACUUCAGACCUCGCUGUACCGUUUCCCAGCGUCCAGGAACCUUCAGAGUCGGAUGGGCAGUCUCCGCAGAAUGAUUCGGCGACUGAUUCCCAAGCUUCGAAGAUGACUUCUUCUGAUAAACUUACUGCUCUGCCUUCGCACCGACCGCCACCUAUCGAUACCAGCCAUCGUCUGCGAACACCAUCCCGGGCAUCCCACUUUGGGAUUACCGCAGCCCAGAGGGGCUAUCGCCGCAGCUUAGACGCCUCCACCUCCCUUCCAUCACUUUCAAACAGAGAUUUCGGUUUGCAUGCACCAGCAGACCAAGAUUACGAGUCGUGGCGCCGUCGUUCGCCUGCUCGGUCAUUUUUCAGACACCAUUCCCCUUCUGGUCACAGUUCGCCGGGGAGGGAGACGCCCAAGGCUCGAGUCUCUUCUGAGAGCGAGCCGUCCCAUCGGCAUGGGCACAAUGUCGUUCAAGCAACGAUAGCCCGUCUCUCAGGUAGCCGCGGAACAAGUGAGCCAUCAUCGAUGGCUGCAUCACCUCCCAAACGAUUGUCACCUCUCCCUGUACCCCACAAGCACCCUGAAUCGGAACCUUCAGCAGGCUACCCACACCACCGAACGGACGUCCCACCCACGCCUCCAAGGAUGCGCAGCCGGGCUGUGUCGCCGCUGCGCAUCUUCCAGCAAUGGUCGAACCACGGGCACUCGAGGAGCCACCGACGCGAGGAGCCGUUCGUCCCGAUCAACCCGUUCAAGCGGAAAGGGCAGGUCAAGGCCAGGCGGCCUGGGAUGGGCUCACGCCCGGGCACGAACAGCACCCUCGACCACGAAAGCCUCGGCGGCUCGAGCGGGCCCUACGAAUGCCAAGACGUCCUUCCGACCUCGACCAUCCAGGAGCUCAGCGAGGACGUGCUGUUCUUCGUCACCGACACCUUCCCGCGGCAGCUCUACCUCAACUUUUUGCUAAGGCUGCCGGCGAUGUAUUUUACCCGCGUGUCGAGGAUAUUUGAGGAUGCGGAGGUUAGCAAGCCGGAUAUUGAGAGGAUGAUUGAGGCGAGUUUUUGUGAUCGGGAGAGGAGCCUGAGGGAUGAGGAGGAGGGCGGAAGGGUGCACCAUGAUCAUGAUCAUGAGCAUGAGCAUGGGCGACAUCAGCGUCAGAGGUCGGGUUUUGGAGUGUUUUCGUCUCCUACUCGGACUGGAGAAGAGGCGUCGUUGCCCCGGCAGACCAUUUCGCGAGGACUACCGUUUCCGGAUGAGUGGACGCCGACUUCUGUUCCUCCUUCGCUGUUCAGGUUCAAGCAGUCUUGGGAGGCUUUCAUCGACUCUUUGUUGCGCGAGUGGAAGACGUUUAAUAUUGUGUCUGCCUUGCUAGCUUCGGCGAUUGUGAGCAUGUUCCAGGUUCCCGAGGCUGUAGAGGAUCCGAUUACGAGGACGGCUGCACUACUCUCCCUCAUCUGCGCUUUAAUGAGCCUGUCCUAUGGAUGCAUGUACAUCGUCAGGUUCGGAACGAUGAGGAGCAUGACUCGAGCUUCCAACUGGGCUGAGGAAGCGCAGAAGACCAAGACACUGAUUUGGUGGAAUGUGUGGGUUAUGUUGGCGAUGCCCGCGGUGUGGAUGGCGUGGGCCAUGCUGCUUUUCAUCACCGCGAUCAUGUCCUUCGUUUGGAGGGUGGGUUCCGACGCCGACCCUCCCCCAGGAGAACGGCCUCCCAUCCCGUUCAACACUGCUCUGGGACCCAGAAUCGCGAUCACCUUCGUCUUCGUUCUGGGAAUGGUGUACCUGUUCCUCAUUAUCAGCACUCUGAAGCGGUAUGGUGCAUCCAGAGGCAAGGCUACAGAAGCGAUCCUGCGUGCUGGCGUUGAUGAUGUCAGGAUCAGUGUGGUUGGGGAUGUAGGAGAGAGUUUGGCUGCUGUUGCUGUACCUUUGGCUCUCAAGCCCAAGGGAGAUUCUAGGAACCAUUUCAGCGGUGGAACUGAAAGGAGAGGUAGAGAGAGGCAUCGGAGUCCGUUGGUAGAAGAGUCGAAUUCGGCUCUUGGUUUGGUUGAUAUGAAGCCUCUGGCCUUGAGUAAAGUAGAAUCUACUAGUAGUUUUUAG